AACAGCGAAAGAUUAUACAUAAUAUUUUAUAAGGUUUUCUCAUCAAUUUAUUGAAUGAUAUUAACGUCACCGAAGAACAUAAUUUUCCUAAAGAGUACUUCCAUAGGAACUAAAGGACCGUAGGAACUAAAGUUUCCAAAGAUUGAUAAGUUCAUAAAUCUAAUCGUUGCAAGAUGGAAAGUGUGAAAGAUCGAGAGUCAGGAGAAUGACAGAUGUAAAGUCUUUAAAAGGUAGAAAUUCAGAGAUCGGAAGAUCCUAAAGUUGGAGCUCCCUGACGGAAGAAUAAUCUCGUGGAUGCCAGUCAACGUUCUCGAGCCCAUUAAAAAAGGUACCAGACAGAAAAUCGUUCUUCGUACAUCCGGCAGCCGCCACCCGCGCGAUUCUCACCAAGCCGCCACCGUCGUCGUCGCAAUGGCGAGGAAAGAGGGGUUACCAGUCCCCGUAGGAAGGGUACGCCGUUGCGGAUGGAGGAUGAGGACGGAGGAGUGGAUGAGCUACUAUGGAGGGAUGGCUAGGCCCGAGGGGGGCUGGCUGGAACAAAGGGGAACGACGGCACCCCCGAGCGGGAACGUGAACGCAAGCCGGAACAAUAAUUUAUUUUUGGCCUUCUCGUGAAAGGGAACGCUCUGCCCGUGGCAGGUACAUAUUAACCCCCGUCCUUGAUUGCGGGUCACUCCCGCCUAAAUGAGGAAAGAAUUACAUUGGGAAACAAAGUCCAAAGCGGCACGAUGCAAUUUUAGUUCCAUUCAAGCACCACUGCUAAACUAUUUUUAGCUUCAUAUCGUUAUUAUUAUUGGAAUGGAAUACGUUUGUGACGUCAUCUUAAGGAUAACAGAGUCAGAAAUUACAUUAAAUAUUUUU
Molecule: messenger RNA, 861 nt
Organism: Pogonomyrmex barbatus (red harvester ant)
Lineage: Eukaryota; Metazoa; Arthropoda; Insecta; Hymenoptera; Formicidae
Source: RefSeq, a predicted model, not a curated record